GGUUUCCCCACCUAUCCCACCUACCUCUACUGCUUGAGAAAGAGAGAGAGAAAAGAAGAAGAAGCAGACAAAUCUCGUCUCACUCUUUUCCUGUUUUCCUCAACUCCUUGUCUUCUUCCAUCUCCUCCUCGACAAUGUCUUCACAAAUACAUACCUCCACGACCGUCUUCAGAAACUCCGCCCCAUCUACCGCCUCCCAAAGACUCUUCCCUCUAAGAACCGUCGCCGUGCGCCAAGAAACGUCAACGGCGUGGCGAGGAGUCAGAUGCAGCGGCGUUGGAGUCGGUGGAGAAGCCUGGAAGCAAAGAGCGGUUCCUAACUCCAACUAUGUAGUCCCUUUGGACGACAAGUUCUCCUCCUCGUCCAUCACUCGGCCUCUGAUUGAGAUUCUUCGCGAUCUUAACAAGAAGAUCGCUGAUAACAUCGUCAAGAGCCAUGGUCCUGGAUCCAAUGCCGCUUCUUCUGGCUUCAUCCCAUGGUACCAUGCAAACCGGAUGCUAAGCUUCUACGCACCAGGUUGGUGUGGGGAAGUUCGAGAUGUUAUUUACUCUGAGAACGGUAGUGUCACCGUUGUUUAUCGUCUCACCAUUCGUGGCUCUGAUGGCGAGGCACAUCGUGAAUCUACUGGGACAGUAACGAUGACUGAUAAUCACAUAGACGAUCCAGUUGCUGCAGCUGAGGAAUUAGCAUUCUGCAGAGCAUGUGCUCGGUUUGGUCUCGGCUUGUAUCUCUAUCAUGAGUCGUAGGACUGGUGUACUUCAAGUGUGCUUACCUUCUUUUUGGUUGCUGCGUCUAUCAAGUUGUUGACAGACCCUUAUGUUAUAAAAAAAUAUAAGCAUUUUGGAUUUAUACAUUUUUCCCUUGUGUUA
Molecule: messenger RNA, 869 nt
Organism: Brassica oleracea var. oleracea
Lineage: Eukaryota; Viridiplantae; Streptophyta; Magnoliopsida; Brassicales; Brassicaceae
Exons: 3
Coding region: 135-746 (203 amino acids)
Biological process (GO): double-strand break repair via homologous recombination
Molecular function (GO): DNA binding
Source: RefSeq, a predicted model, not a curated record